UUCGGAUUCAGUUGCUUGGGAGAUGCUUUACUAAGCGGUCAGAACCUACGCCUCAGCCUGGCCGUUCCAUUCCGCCGCGUUCAGUGCCAUAUCGUUCAGAUUCUCUCCGCCAUAGCCACCGGUUUUCAGCUUUAUUGGCUUUGCUGGUGUGCAUUUUUGUUUUGCUGUGCUUCUCGUGUUUUGCUUGAUUUAUUGCUUUGUUUUUUUUCUUGUUUUUGAUUGCCAUACGCGGAGUGUUCGAUGCACUCUAAUAACAUCGAAGCAUAUACGUAUUCCCUUAUCAAAGGCUGGAAAAAGGUCGUGUCCCAGUCAAUUAAGAUGCCAUUAAUUUUUUCUCUGCUAAUCGGGACCUUCCUGCUUAUCAGCUGCUCACCCGUUGAUGCAGACGGAAAAGUGGGUGAUGCGUGUAAGGUGACGAACACUAUGCCAGGAAUCUGCCGCAGCGCCUCCGACUGUGAGCCCCUGGUCGAUGGCUAUAUCAAGUCGGGGGUCCUAACGCUUAACGAUGUGCCCAGCUGUGGCCUCGGUGCUUGGGGAGAGAUCUUCUGUUGUCCCACCACGCCGUGUUGUGGAAAUAGUACUAUAACGAGUGUGCCAACCAGAACAACCACAAGCACUCCGAAGGUCAGGACGGUCCAAACCAUAGGACGUGUGGACGUGCCCACGGGAGGCAGUGAUCGCCCAGCAGUGGCAGCCUGCAAGAGGAUUCGGGAACAGAGGGCACAGAAGAGCGGCAACCAACUGGUUAUCCAUAUUGUGGGAGGCUAUCCCGUUGACCCCGGUGUCUAUCCUCACAUGGCGGCCAUCGGUUACAUCACCUUCGGCACCGAUUUCCGGUGCGGCGGUUCGCUGAUCGCCAGUCGUUUUGUCCUGACCGCCGCCCAUUGUGUCAACACCGAGGAAAAAACGCCGGCCUUCGUCCGUUUGGGAGCGGUGAAUAUUGAGAAUCCCGACAAAAACUACCAGGAUAUCGUUGUGCGGAGCGUGAAGAUCCAUCCGCAAUAUGUGGGCAACAAGUACAAUGACAUCGCCGUUUUGGAGCUAGAACGGGACGCGGUCGAGACGGACAACAUCCGGCCCGCUUGUCUUCACACAGAACCCGCCGAUCCGCCGUUGGAUGCUAAGUUGUUCGUCGCCGGCUGGGGUGUCCUUAACGUGACCACUCGGACGCGUUCCAAGAUCCUGCUGCGUGCGGGUCUGGAACUGGUGGCCCUGGACCAGUGCAACUCAUCCUAUGCGGAGCUGCCCGGCGCCAUUCGGGUCCUGAAGCAGGGCGUGAUCGACUCUCUGAUAUGCGCCAUAGACCAAAAGCUGAUAGCCGACGCCUGCAACGGCGACUCCGGGGGUCCGCUCAUCCACGAACUCAACGUCGAGGAUGGCAUGUACACGAUCGUGGGCGUCAUCUCGUCGGGCUUUGGAUGCGCCACCGUAACACCGGCUCUCUACACGCGGGUGUCCUACUAUCUGGACUUUAUCGAGAGCAUUGUUUGGCCGGACGGUCGGGUGUGACAUGAUUUAACAUCAGGAUGGCUUGGGCAAUUUAGACCCUAACAUGGAUUUAAAUCAGUACCCUAAGAGCUAGAUCCACCAAAAUUGGCGAACACACGUCUGUGAUCUCUAAGAGCACCGCGAUCAAAUUAAUCCAAUACCAAUAAAAUACAUUAAGUUAAGAUAACGAAAGCCUUUA
This is a messenger RNA of Drosophila subpulchrella, 1687 nucleotides long. Its product is annotated as serine protease persephone. Gene Ontology annotation, molecular function: serine-type endopeptidase activity. The transcript is spliced from 7 exons. The coding region runs from base 241 to 1509 and encodes 422 amino acids. The record is from RefSeq and is a predicted model, not a curated record. NCBI's taxonomy places the organism in Eukaryota, Metazoa, Arthropoda, Insecta, Diptera, Drosophilidae. Gene Ontology annotation, biological process: proteolysis.